CGAGGCGAUUAUAUAGUACCUAUAUUGGAUACUAUGCAAAAAUGUAAUAAAAUAGACAAAUCAGAACUGUCUUUUUUAAGUAACUGGAAUAGUAAAAGAGACCAUCCGCAGGAAUUUCUUUGGCCUAUUCAGAACUGUUAAUUUAAUACUGGCAUAUAAUACACUUAGAAUAGCUGUCAAAAAUAUACCAAAAGAAAGUGACAACAUAAAUCACCUAUAAUUCAUAAAAGCUUUCAUAAAUAACAACCAUGUUCCGAUUAUGAAUACAAAAAAAUGCACAGUAAUACCAGUACCAGAACCGCCUCCGCCUGACCCUUGCACAAUACAAAGGAUACGAUUGAAGGAGAAAGCUGGCAUUAAGAUAUGCCCUAAGGAACCGAUCAGGCAACCGUCACCUCCUCCACCGUGUUUUGCACUUUGCGUUGAGCGAAUAAAAAAUCCACCUGUACCCCCAAGUUCACAUAUAACAGUUGUUUGUAAAGUCGAGAGAGAGUUAACAACUACUGAUCGAUGCGAUCAAAUAUUAGACGCUACUGCAUCACAUCCUGAUCCUCCUUGGCCUAGCUGUCCAGUACCACCGCUUCCUCCUCCGCCCCCUCCAUACGACCCCUGCGAAGAACGACGCAGAAGGGAAAAGGCAGAAGAAUGUAAAAGAAGAAUGAAACGAUAUUUGGAAUAA
Messenger RNA from Achroia grisella, 679 nucleotides. RefSeq lists its product as uncharacterized. The record is from RefSeq and is a predicted model, not a curated record. The transcript has a single exon. Lineage: Eukaryota; Metazoa; Arthropoda; Insecta; Lepidoptera; Pyralidae. The coding region runs from base 260 to 679 and encodes 139 amino acids.